AUGCCCGAAACCCUGGAGCCUUUUCCGUGGGCUCCACCUUUCUACCUGGCCCCACCUUACUAUCCCCAUCCUACAUAUCCUCACAAGUAUCCUGGUCCUGGUGUACAUGAUGCAUAUAACCCUCCUACGACCACAUCUUCAACUCCUGACCCAACAUAUGGUACAGAGCCUAUCCCUCCUGUUGAAUUCCAGCCUGACUAUCAAGGCUACUACUCCCAGCAGCUUCCUAUUAGGGAGCCAUAUAAUCAUUUUGAUGUCCACGGUUCUCAGUCAUCCACAAAGGAAAUGGAUGAUUCAAGUAUAGCGCAUUCAGGUCCGCAGAUCCGUUUCUCUGAGAAGCGCAGUGCCACAGGUGCAGAUUUUCUGAUGCAAGUUGAAGCUCCGUCUCUCCAGCCCCCAAGCCAUGACUUCAAUCCAUACUACCACUACUACCAUCACCCCAAAAUCCCUCUUCCUGGCCCACCAGAAGACCACGAUCCAGGCCCUGACAUUCCUACAGAUUUGUCUUUAAAUAAUUCUAAUAACCCUGAAUUUCCAGUGUUGCCCCCCAUCAUCCAGCAAUCGGAGGCUCUCACUGGAGUUAACUCAGACCCGUCCCUUCAGCCUGUUCCCAAGGCUGCUUCUGCCCCUUACAUCCCUCCAACAAAUCCUAAAUUAUAUCAUAUAAGCCCUGCAACUCAUGCACCUUAUCCUCCAAAGCCAUAUCCAUACCACUAUCUCUACUACUUUCCACAUAUGGCUAGGGGCAAGGCUGAAAAAUUAGCUCCCCUCAAUCCCAAAACUACUGCAAAAACAUAUCUGCCUGAUCAUCAUAAUACAAAGUUGAACACUGAAAUGUAUCUACUUUCUGACUCAUCAGUACUUCCAGUCCAUGACAAAUAUGACUUGAAGGCAUACACAGAGCAGCCAAGCUCGGAUGAAAUGAUUGACCUUCAAAAAUAUACAUUGCAACCACUUUUGUCUGAUGAUGAUGUAAAAGCAGACACAGAUGACAAGAAGAGACGUUCUGCAGUUGUGACUCCUGCAGUUCAACCUCCCUUGCAAUCCACUCACCCUCAUGAACCAGACCCUGAGGCAGUUCCUCCUCAUGAACAAUCAUCUCCCCCCACUUCAUUGUCCAAUCAUAAUCCUUCUCCUUACAUAUAUUACCACCACCCUUACUAUGGCUACUUUCAGAUGUAUAAUAGACCUGAGAGUUUACUCAUCCCUGACAACCAUGUGUCUCCAACCUCACCUAAAGAAGCUUUAGACCCUUUGCCUCCAGCAUCUACCUCUGCACCACAGCAUCCAUCCACUUGCAAACAUACCCCAUCACGACAAACCACUACUCCGCCCACAGAAUCAGUGUAUAAUGAUCCAAAUGUCCCUGUAUAUCCACACUACUAUUAUUACCACCUCUACUACCAGCCUGAAGUAUCUGCAGACUACCAAUAUCCUGGAGAAAGCUUGUCCUUUGAAAAAGAAACCACAAAAUCAGAAUCUAAGCCCCCUUCAGACUCCGAUUACACCACAUCCACAUGA
Molecule: messenger RNA, 1521 nt
Organism: Scomber scombrus (Atlantic mackerel)
Lineage: Eukaryota; Metazoa; Chordata; Actinopteri; Scombriformes; Scombridae
Exons: 2
Coding region: 1-1521 (506 amino acids)
Source: RefSeq, a predicted model, not a curated record